GCGAGACGACAAAAAGAUCAAGAGCUGUUUUCAGAAUUCAGGGGAAGGGAAUCAAAACGCUGUAUCAUCAUCAUCAGCAGCAGUUGUAGCAGCAGGGAGCCGGGGCAAUGGGAGUGGAGAAGCAAGUGUUGAGGGCUGGAACUGGUCCCAAACCUGUUCCUGGUCAGACCGUCACCGUCCAGUGCACAGGAUUUGGUAAAAACGGUGAUCUCUCUCAGAAGUUUUGGAGCACAAAGGAUCCUGGGCAGAACCCUUUCUCGUUUAAAAUUGCGCAAGGUUCGGUUAUUAAAGGAUGGGAUGAAGGUGUGAUGGGUAUGCAAGUGGGAGAAGCUGCUCGUCUUCAGUGCUCUCCUGAUUAUGCAUAUGGCCCUAAUGGAUUUCCAGCAUGGGGAAUACUGCCGAACUCAGUUUUGGUUUUUGAAAUUGAAGUCUUAAGCGUGCAGUAAUCACCCUUUCUGAGUUGGCAACAAUAUAAUCAAUCAUUUGCCCACUCUUUACAUAACACAAUGGAUCAUCUUCAUAGCUUCCUGAUCUGUGAACACCUUUGGGGUUGAUAUAGUGAACUAUUUUUUUUUC
Molecule: messenger RNA, 576 nt
Organism: Telopea speciosissima
Lineage: Eukaryota; Viridiplantae; Streptophyta; Magnoliopsida; Proteales; Proteaceae
Product: peptidyl-prolyl cis-trans isomerase FKBP12-like
Exons: 5
Coding region: 108-446 (112 amino acids)
Molecular function (GO): peptidyl-prolyl cis-trans isomerase activity
Source: RefSeq, a predicted model, not a curated record